AUGAUUAACGUUCCACACAUCAGCGAACAACACACCACACAGUUUACUUCUGCUGCACAGUUCAUCAUGAUGAACCAUGUUUCAAACGUCAACGCUGAUAUUCCUAUUACCAUUGCUCAUUGUGCCGUUUUAUUAGCACUGUUUGCAUCAUAUGAAACAUUUGCUGCUGAAGAUGCUGCUAAGCAUAUAGAUGAUAUAAAAACCAAUUCACGCCUUGUGGCAUCGGCCAAUGACAGUGCCAUGAACAGAGACCUUCAGAACUAUAUAAAUUCUACAAGUUCUUACACUUCCACCAUGACCUUGCCUCAAAUAUCCCUUCCUGGAAAAGAUCCAGUUCCUGGAAAAGAUCCACUUCCUGGAAAUGAUAACAUGGAUUUUGUUUUAAGACAUAUGCAACAACCUCUGCCGCGUAGCCUCUGGGAUGACGUCAAGGACCUCUUCAACGACUUCGAAAGUGACGUAGUAGCAAUAGAUUUUCUAUACUGUGGACCUACUUGCAGAUUCAAAACUGGACUGAAGCGCUCUAGAAAAAAAGGACAAUGUGAUGACUGCAGCUGUAGUGAGAACUGCCAGCAAAGUGGAGACUGCUGUCCCGAUCUUGUUCUUCUGUACAACCAAACCCAUCAGAGAGAAAAGUAUCCGGGAUGCAUAGGAGAUGAGAUACCUUUGACUAAAGACACCAAAUCCUACCUGAUAAUAAAUUGGUGUCCUAAGUAUUAUAACGUGACACAUUUAAAAAUGGCUUGUGAAGAACCACCAUACACAGACUGGUCAAGUGUUGUUCCACACUUUAACAUAGACUCGGGCACGUCGUUCAGGAACAGCUACUGUGCCCAGUGUCAUGGACAGAACAACACCCGCAGCUGGUCUACGUCAAUCUCUUGUUCCUCUUUCGACAACGCACUGCAUGAGGCGGAUUCACUAUUGGUGCUAUUCAAUGCUACAGUGAAAAGCAAAGUAUGUAGCAUUCAUUUUGCUCCACCGUCUUUGGACACGCAGACUUGCAAAGCAAGGCAGGGUGCUGUUAUAGAUAGUUGUAAUGUCACUGGCAAAUGGCGAUUUUAUGACAAGAACAUCGCAAAAGCUUGUUCUAUGUUCUCACACGUUGUGAAUGGAACAUACAGGAAUGUGUUCUGUUACUUGUGUAAUACAGAUCUAGAUUGGCAUUCAAUCUUAAGGCAGACAGUUUCAGAUAAAAGCAAGCAAGUGAUGACAGCGACUCUGACAGCUCUGAUUGAUUUUAGCAACACUUUGGAAUCCCAGCAUCGCGGGUAUUCACAGGAUGAGAUUACGCCAAAUCUAAACAGUAGUAAAUGGUUGGUUGCAUAUUUGAAACAGUGUUCAAAUCUGUCAGUCACAUGUGCAGAAGGCAAACAUCUGGAUAAGGACCAAUGUCGCAGUGUGUUCUCCUCGUCCAACAUGUACGGGUACCGUGUGUGUUUCCAGAUCAACAUCUCGAUCACCAACCAGCUGACAUCAACCAGAGAUCUACAUAUGUUGUUUUUUAACCACUACCCUGGAAUAAACCGUAGAGUCAUACAGCUGACUAACAUAACGUCAUAUGUUCUGCAAAUGCAAAACUGCCCUGACAAAACUAUGUACGUGGUGGUGCGCUACAUGAUGUCAUUUUUUUCAAUGAGUUACCUAAAAAGAGAUCAAUUUGAAAGAGAACUUAUGGGUGACACGAUCAUAAAGACAAACUCUAGCGUUUAUAUUAGGUACCAAGAAGGGUGUAAUACAGAAUCAGUGUCAGCAUUAAAGAAAGGCGAUGAGCAUCACUGUUCUAUGCAGUUUCACACGUUUGUCCUCAAUGAACGAUAUCCAACAGGCGAUUAUGACGUGAAAAUACAAAAAGGUGCGAAAUACCUUCAGCUGAAUAAGCAGCUUGGUUGUCCAAGAGUCAUCCUGAAUGCUUCACAUUAUAGUAUCAAUUACCAUAACAGCACGUCUAAUACUAAUACGAACAAAGUCUUCACAUUUCCAGUUUUAGUUCUUCUGAAAACCCGGGCCAUACUGAAAGAUGAAGAUUUCCAGGAGCUGGAUAAUAGAACUGUUAUCGUCUGCCUCGAUGACUAUAUGAACGCUACUUUACAAAUGACUGUUCCAUGUAUCAACGAACGUCUCGUGACGCAGACAACAAUUCUUGGUGUUUUGUCCUUUGUUUGUACCUCAGUGUCGUUAUUAUUUUUAGCCAUAACGUUUUUGACAUAUUGCCUUUUUCCUAGUAUGCGAACAAUAGGGGGAGUCUGUAACAUGGCACUGGUAGCUACAAUGUUUGCAGCACAAUCAUUUUAUGAAUUUGGAGUGGAGCAAAACGAAGAUGUCAUUGGUUGUCAAAUAAUUGGGAUGCUCAUUCAUUUCCUUUGGCUGGCAGCUGUGUUUUGGAUGAACGCGUGUACGUUUUUGCUUUUUCUCAAAUUAUCAUUCCCACUUAAAUGUAGAAAUUUUGGUCACAAUCUUAUACAAAUAUUUUCCUUUUCUGCCCUGUAUGUCAAUGGGUCCUCUGCUGUAAUUGUGUGCUUAAAUAUAAUUUUAAACAUUGCUUUCCUGGGUGUUACUGGAUACGGGGGUAAUAUCUGUUACCUUAAUACAAUGUUUUCUACGAUAUAUUUAUUUAAGGUCCCAAUGGGAAUACUGAUCAUCAUAAAUAUUUGUCUGUUUACCUUUACAAUUUGUAGAAUACGUCACCAUGAUUCGGUAACCAGUACACGGGAGAGUAAGAUCAAUUUAUUUUCGUGUAUUAAGUUAUCCGUCAUCACUGGACUGGUGUGGCUGUCAUCAUAUCUGUAUGAAAUAUUCCACAUCACAGCGUUUGCCUACAUCUUUACAAUCCUUGUCGGUUCACAAGGCAUCUUUUUCUUUUUCGCUAUUGUAAUGAAUAGGAAAUGUACUGUCGCUCUGGAGAAGCUGCCUUUUACGAAAACCAAAAAACGCCAUUAAAAAACAAAAAGAUCAAAACAAUACUUCGUCGUCAAAAGACCAAACGAGUUUGAGUAUGAUAUCACUAAAUGAUACUAAUGAAUUUGGAGUACGUCCAAAGUUACAACUUGAGUCUUUGUAGCAUAAGGAUAAACACUUUUAUACGGAUCUCGGUACUUGUUAAUUUAAGAUGAUAUGGUUUCUGUUAAAGUUUUAAAUACCACCUUUACAAAUGUUUAAGUAAAUAAAACUAUUAUGACAGUUGCAUCGUUUUAAGGAUUGACUGUUAUUUCUUUUACGUUCAUCGAGGUAUGAACAAAACAAAUCAUGCGCAAA
This is a messenger RNA of Gigantopelta aegis, 3255 nucleotides long. RefSeq lists its product as uncharacterized. The transcript is spliced from 2 exons. The coding region runs from base 1 to 2940 and encodes 979 amino acids. Gene Ontology annotation, cellular component: membrane. Gene Ontology annotation, biological process: G protein-coupled receptor signaling pathway; cell surface receptor signaling pathway. Gene Ontology annotation, molecular function: G protein-coupled receptor activity. Lineage: Eukaryota; Metazoa; Mollusca; Gastropoda; Neomphalida; Peltospiridae. The record is from RefSeq and is a predicted model, not a curated record.